UCAUCGCCUUACAAAAUAUAAAUGAUAUUGGUUAGAAGAAUUAUCUGACAUCACUUACGCCCCGCCAACCAUGAUGAUUCGUACACACAUGGGGAGAUGCAUUUUUCAGUUGACGAGAAGCAGUCAGAAGGUGUUAAGAAGACAUUCAAUUGACCUUCAGCUGUUGAAAUAUAGACAGUCUAGAGGCUACCAGAUGGGGAGUAAUACUAAAGUUCAGAAGGACCAGGGGGACUGGAUAGUGGACUUGCGGAGUGACACUCUCACAAAACCUACUCCUGGCAUGAGGCAAGCUAUGGCCACAGCUGAGGUAGGGGAUGAUGUUUUUGGAGAGGAUCCUACAGUCAAUGAAUUACAAAAAAGAUGUGCUGAUUUGUUCGGGAAAGAAGCAGCGCUAUUUGUGCCAACUGGAACAAUGGGGAACCUUAUUUCUAUCUUAAACCAUUGCCAAGGAAGAGGUGUAGAGGCUAUUAUUGGUGAUAAUAGUCAUAUCUUUCGAUAUGAGCAAGGAGGGAUAGCACAGUUUGCUGGUGUGAUGUCAGCUAUAGUACACAACCAAGAUGAUGGUACUCUAAAUCUGAAGGAACUGAAAAGUAAAAUACGACCCCUUGAUGACCCCCACCAACCUCACACACGACUCAUAUGUCUGGAAAAUACCCAAAACUGUUGUGGUGGCAAAGUCCUGCCUGUCAGCUACAUGAGAGAGGUGUACAACCUUGCCCAGGAGAAUAACCUCCUAGUUCACUUGGAUGGAGCGAGGAUUCUGAAUGCAGCAACUGCCUUAAAUAUACCAGUGUCAGAAAUUCUACAGUAUGCAGAUUCAGUCAAUAUGUGUUUUUCUAAGGGUUUAGCUGCUCCAGUAGGAUCGAUUAUAGCAGGGACAAAGGCCUUCAUAGCUGGAGCUUUGAGGCUAAGGAAGGCAUUAGGCGGUGGAAUGAGACAGUCAGGAAUCCUGGCAGCUGCAGCACUUUAUUCAUUAGAUCACAUUAUGCCACGUCUCGGGGAAGACCAUGUCCACGCCAAGAUGAUAGCAAAAGGGAUAAUGUCUGUGGACCAGAAUGUCGCCACUCUAGACGUAGAAGAUGUACAUACCAACAUAUUGAUGAUAACUGUUGUGUCAGAAACAGUGACUCCAGAGAUGAUUGUUAAAAGACUAGCAGAGGUACCAGCUGCCGAGGAAAGUGAGCUCGGAUGUAGAAUUAUCAUCAAGGGGAUGCCAUGGGGAGUCAAACUGUUGCGUUUAGUUACUCACAACGAUAUCACUACAGCUGAUGUCGAGAAAAGCGUGCAAAAAAUUCAGUUUGUCCUCAAAGAAUAUUCAUCUUAAUGUCACUGCCUCAAAUAAUAUUAUUGAAAAAAAAAAGGAAAAUUUUAUCACAUAUUGUUGGUGAAGCAGUACCCAAGAGAUAUAUAUGUUAUUGAUAUACAGCUAUACACUCAGGGCUCGUCCAGAUAUAGUUGAUUGCUGGGAAAUUUUAACCACAACCAUCCAACUAUUUUUUUGUGGGGUUUCCUCGAUGUAUGUAUUACUUGUUAUCUAUUUUUGUUUUAGAAUUGUUUGGAAAUUACACAUAACUGUACAUAUCAAGAUGAUAUACCGGUAUGUGAUUAAUCAUCAAAAUUGAUAAAGGUGUGGGUUUUACUAUUCAGAACAUCCAUAAAUGUAUGUGUUUAACAUUAAAUAUGCAUGUGCCAAAAAAAAGGACACAAAUUCUAAAGCUCAAUCAGUAUGAGUGUAAUUCGGAAAGGGAAAGUGGGGCUAAACUGAUGUAAAACCUGGGACAGGUGCUCUAACUUAAAACACUUCUGGAAAUUGAAGAGACACAGACUUAUGUAGAUAGUGUAAAUUGCUUUAAUUUUGCAUGAAACCUCAAAUGCAAUUUCAAAAUCGUGUGAUCUUUAUCAUUACAUAAACACAAAAAGUACCUUGAAUUUGGGACCUGACAAGCAGCCAUUUUGGUUUAUUGACAGCCAGCAAUUGUUAUCACUAUUUCAGGAGAAGUAUUUGAUGAAUCAUUCUCGACUCUCAGGUGCAGAUCCAACGUUUUCUCUAGUUUUGCAUGGCCAAAAUUUUGUAUGUAGGUUCCCUAUUGGUCACUUGUGCCCUUUCGAUUUUGGUAUUAAUCAGAAAACAAAAUGGCUGACAGGUAGCCAUCUUGAAUUUUGAUUAUUCAAGUUUGUUAUAACUAUUUGAAGUUUUUGAUGGAUCAUUCAGAAUGUUUUAAAGAUCGUAUAAUAAAGAGAAAAUCAAAGAAAAAAUAGAAAAGACCAAAUGACUGUGGGUUCCAAGAUUCCUCGUUAUUAUGGUUUAUUCUCAAGGAACACCUUCAAAAGGACUGUUACUUUGUAUUCAGAUUUAUCAUUUUUAUAUCUAAUGUGUGUAUUAUUUUAAACCACUUUUUUUUUAUAGAUUUUAUCUAUGCAGUAUUAUUUCAUUUACCUUACCAGCAUUAUUCUAUUUACAAGAAAAUAAUUUCAAUGUUAUUGUCUAUAUCAUUACGACUGUGGAAGAUUUGAAGUAAAAAUUAUUUAACAAGAGUACUACGAGGUGGAAUAAUAUACAUCCAUUACUUUCCAAGAAAUUCAGGAUUUGUCAUAUCAAGAAUACAAAUAUGGAUAUGAUAACAAGUCAAAAUGUCCAGUGGGAAAUAUGUUAAGGACACAAUUUUACAUCAUGGUGAUUAAUAUUAAAAAGUUUGAAAGAAAUUGAUCGAAAACUCGAGAGAUCUCUGGAAAAGAUGAACAUUAUGAAUACAUCAAAGGAUGGUAGAUCUUCCAACUGCUCUCGAAUCAAACUGACGUUUAGGAAAACACAACUUCAUGUUGUGAUGAUUAAGUCUACUAAGUUUCAAAGAAAUCAUUUGAAAACUGUGGAAGGAGAUCACACUGAUGAAUAAUGCCAUACAGUAAUACAUCCCAUCAGAAUUUUUGGAUGCAUAUUAAACCUAGUUAUGUUGUGACUGUGUCAAGACCAUGCUAAUUUCAUACUAAUCAUAAUUUUUGGAGUUCAUGAUGUUCAGUUGAAUUGUAAGGGCACAGAUUACACAUCGCUGUUGAGACAAGUAAACUAUGUUUAGAGAAGUCAGCUUGGUUAUUACAAUGACUAAUUAACAAACUAAUAUCAGCAUUACACCCAUUACAUAUAAAUUGCCUUAGAUUUUUACUGUUUCACUAGUCAUGUCAGGGCACCACAUUCAUUGUGGCAUCACCAAAGGAAGAGAUAAGCAGUGAUAAUAUAUCUCCAGUUUAGAUUUUAUAUUGGUGAUUGUUGUUUUGCUGAAUGCUUUCAAAAACGUCUAUCAAAAUUUGUUGAUCUGCUCCCAUAUGCUUGGUAAAUUUAAAAGUUCUCCAAACCAGUAAUCAUUCGUUUCAUAAUUUUUUAAAAUAAAAUAUAAGAGAUAUUAUAAUCCCCAAACUACCAUAAAAGGUACACAGCAUUGCCUCGUUAUUCAGAAAAUCCAGAGAUAUGUCCCCAUUGCUUUCAGAUAUUUGUAAAAUUCUAUCCAGCUUUCUCAAUAUUUUCUUUGUGUUGGAUAGAAAUAAGAUAUGAAAAGAUACGAAUGCCUAAUCAUUGAAGGGACAUCACUUCAAAAAUUAUGAUCAUAUGAUAGCAGUUACCACACCUAGCUGAAACAUCAGUUUUGACCAGCACAGAAGCAGAUGGUAAGCUGUAUGCCACUUUUAUUUACCUUUGUAGCAGGAAAAAUUCUGGUGACUAAAUACUACAUUAAUAUCACGGGUAUAUUUGGUAUUGUGGAAUAAUUUUUGUUUACAACUUAAGUAUUGUAUUGGACUGUAUAUUGUUUAUUUCAAAGUUAAAGUCCUUUUUUUAAACUGUGAAAUAUACUGUUUAUAUUGUGUGUAUGAAUUCUACCUCCAUAUUGAAUCUAUUCCAGAUCAUAGUCCAAAGGAUUUACAAUCUAUCUGCAAUUUUAUUUCUGUUUUGUGUCAUCAUUCCAUGGAUGUUUGAUUUAUAACUAUCACUUUGUAGUAAAUUAUGUAAAACAUUGAAUGCUGAACCAUGUACUGGUCGCUAAAACCCUGCGGGACAAAGACAAAAAUAAAAUCAGAUAGAAUACUUUGGACCAACUAAGUCAUUGAUACGUGGUACAAAGCUUUAAUUACAUUACCAUAUCAGUAUGUGGUAUCAUACAUAUGUAUAUGAUUUCCCUUACAUGAUGUUGAAUACCUCUAUAUCAGAUUGUUGUGACUCAAAAAAUAUAUCUUUUUAAGGUAUAUACUUAUUUCUCACAUAUUGUGGACUUAUUGCCAAGAUUUUUUGCAUGAUAAAUACCAAGUGAUAAUAAUAGGGCAUUUUGAUUUUACACAAUUGUUUUUAUAAAUAU
Messenger RNA from Ylistrum balloti, 4343 nucleotides. RefSeq lists its product as uncharacterized. Gene Ontology annotation, molecular function: L-allo-threonine aldolase activity. Lineage: Eukaryota; Metazoa; Mollusca; Bivalvia; Pectinida; Pectinidae. Gene Ontology annotation, cellular component: cytosol. The transcript has 10 exons. Gene Ontology annotation, biological process: glycine biosynthetic process; L-threonine catabolic process. Bases 71 to 1324 code for a protein of 417 amino acids. The record is from RefSeq and is a predicted model, not a curated record.